AUGAGCGGCGAUCCACUGCACAACGACUCCCAGGUCGAUGCAGAUUCCCGAGUGAAUGAUUCUCACAAACACAAAGAUGAACGCAAAGAUCGAGAGCACCAACGAAAAGAGCACAAGGACAAGGAAAAAGAACGGGAAAGGUCCAAACACAGCGAGAGUGAGCUCAAAGAUUCCUCCCAGAAGAAACAAAGAGAAAAGGAGAAAACCAGACCCAAAGAUGGCAGUUCAGAAAAACACAAAGAUAGAGACAAGGAGAAACAAAAGGAAGAAAAAGGGAAAGGCACCGGAGAUGCAAAAAUAAAAGAGAAAGAAAAUGGUUUCUCUAAGCCCCGGCCUAUUAAAGAUGAACCACAUGAGGAUGGUUAUUUUGCUUCACCUAAAGGAAAUACCAAACCUUUAAAGAGACCUCGAGAGGAUGAUGAUGCUGAUCAUAAGCCCAAGAAAAUAAGAACAGAAGAUAUCAAGAAGGUAAACAAGCAGAAACCAGAGGGAGGGGAGGACAGCAAAGCAAAAAUAAUUGAGAACAAAGUUAAGAAACUGCCUAAACGAGAUAACAAAUGGAAGAAGCUAAAGAAGAAGGAGCAGCAAAAAUGGAAAUGGUGGGAAGAAGAGCGCUAUCCUGAGGGCAUCAAGUGGAAAUUCCUAGAACAUAAAGGCCCUGUGUUUGCACCACCUUAUGAGCCUCUGCCAAAAAAUGUCAAGUUCUACUAUGGUGGUAAAGUCAUGAAGUUGAGUCCCAAAGCAGAAGAAACAGCUACAUUCUUUGCAAAAAUGCUUGACCAUGAAUACACUACUAAGAAUAUAUUUAGGAAAAAUUUCUUCAAGGAUUGGAGAAAGGAAAUGACAAAUAAAGAGAGAAAUAAUAUCACUAGUCUUAACAAAUGUGACUUCAACCAGAUAAGCCAGUACUUCACAGCCCAAUCAGAAGCAAGGAAGCAAAUGAGCAAGGAAGAGAAACUGAAAAUCAAAGAAGAAAAUGAAAAGCUAUCGCAAGAAUAUGGUUUCUGCGUGAUGGAUAAUCACAUAGAGAGAAUUGCCAACUUCAGGAUUGAACCUCCAGGUCUUUUCCAGGGCCGUGGCAACCAUCCCAAGAUGGGAAUGUUGAAAAGACGGAUUAUGCCUGAAGAUAUAAUUAUCAACUGUAGCAAAGAUGCCAAGGUUCCUCCUCCUCCCCCUGGACAUAAAUGGAAAGAAGUUCGACAUGAUAACAAAGUUACCUGGCUAGUGUCCUGGACUGAGAAUAUCCAAGGAUCCAUCAAGUACAUUAUGCUGAACCCCAGCUCCCGAAUCAAGGGGGAGAAGGACUGGCAGAAGUAUGAGACAGCCCGCAGAUUGAAGAAUUGUGUAGACAAGAUCCGGAACCAAUACCGAAAAGACUGGAAGUCCAAGGAAAUGAAAGUCCGACAGAGGGCUGUAGCAUUAUACUUCAUUGACAAGCUUGCUCUGAGAGCUGGUAAUGAGAAGGAAGAAGGGGAGACAGCUGAUACUGUGGGCUGCUGUUCCCUUCGAAUAGAGCACAUUAACUUACAUCCUGAGAUGGAUGGCCAAAAAUACAUGGUUGAGUUUGAUUUCCCUGGGAAGGAUUCCAUCCGAUACUACAACAAGAUCCCUGUUGAGAAGAGGGUUUUUGAGAACCUUCAGCUUUUUAUGGAGAACAAGAAUCCUGAGGAUGAUCUUUUUGACAGAUUAAAUGCCAGUAUCCUCAACAAACACCUUCAAGAUCUCAUGGAGGGCUUGACAGCCAAAGUCUUCCGUACCUAUAAUGCCUCCAUCACACUACAGCAGCAGCUAAAGGAGUUCACUGCCCUGGAUGAAAAUAUCCGAGCAAAGAUCUUUUCUUAUAAAUGUGCCAACAGAGCUGUUGCGAUUCUGUGUAACCAUCAGAGGGCACCACCAAAGACUUUUGAGAAGGCUAUGCUGAAUCUGCAGACUAAGAUUAAUGCCAAGAAGGACCAGUUAGCUGAUGCCCAAAGAGAUCUGAAAAGUGCCAAAGCUGAGGCCAAGGUCCGAAAGGAUGUCAAAUCUAAAAAGGUGGAAGAGACUAAGAAGCAAGCUGUGCAGAGACUGGAGGAGCAGUUGAUGAAACUGGAGGUUCAGGCCACAGACAGAGAGGAGAACAAACAGAUUCACUUGGGAACCUCCAAACUCAACUAUUUAGAUCCCAGGAUCUCAGUUGCUUGGUGUAAGAAGUGGGGGAUCCCGAUUGAGAAAAUCUAUAACAAAAUGCAGCGAGAGAAGUUUGCCUGGGCCAUUGAUAUGGCCGAUGAAGACUAUGAAUUUUAG
This is a messenger RNA of Trichosurus vulpecula (common brushtail), 2283 nucleotides long. Its product is annotated as DNA topoisomerase 1-like. The record is from RefSeq and is a predicted model, not a curated record. Gene Ontology annotation, cellular component: nucleolus; chromosome. NCBI's taxonomy places the organism in Eukaryota, Metazoa, Chordata, Mammalia, Diprotodontia, Phalangeridae. Gene Ontology annotation, biological process: DNA replication; chromosome segregation; DNA topological change. Gene Ontology annotation, molecular function: DNA topoisomerase type I (single strand cut, ATP-independent) activity; DNA binding.